GUCUGGAGCCAGUCGGCAGCCGCCCCCAUUGUGACCCCAGGCAUGUACGUUCUCAGCAACAACGGCGAGAACAGAGUAUCGGGUGAGACACAGAACAUUCACGGAGUGAGAUAUUCUGCGCCAGCAGAACAUCAGCGACCAUGGCCACGCACGACAGCCAGCCGCUCAACAAGGAGCCGCCCAUCGCCAAGCUCAUGUCCUCCUUCAUCACCAGUGAGGGCUACGACCGCAACCACGGGCCCUUGCCGUCUGCUGAGCAGCUGGACGAGGGAAGCCACCAGGUCCUCGUCGAUGGCUUCGUCCACAAAACCCUCAGCCUCAGCAUUGCAGACCCCAGGGACAGCUUCCCCCAGCACGAGGUGGUUUGUGCCCUGCAAUGCGCGGGCAACCGGCGUCACGACAUGCGCACCACCGUCAAGGAGGUUGACGGCAUCGACUGGCUCGACGGCGCCGUCAUGAACUGUCGCUGGCGGGGACCCACGCUCAAGGACAUCUUGAACCGAGCCGGCAUCAAUCUCGAAACUUCGCAGAUCCCUGCAGCUCACGUCGCCUUCGCGUCCGAGGUUGUCGAAUGCGAGAAGGAUUUGUGGUACGGCGCUUCCAUCCCGCUUGAGCGGGCCCUAGACAUGAGCAAAGAGGUCGUCCUCGCGCUCGAGCGCAAUGGGCGGCCUCUCGACAUACGCCACGGCUUCCCGGUCCGGGUCAUCGUCCCAGGCGUCGCCGGAGCCCGUGCAGUCAAGUGGCUCGACAGGAUCACUGUGCAGCUGCAGGAGAGCAACAACUUUUACAUGCAAAGGGACUACAAGGCCCUGCCGCCAGACGCCAAAGACGGGCAGUCGGCCGAGCCGUUCUGGGCGACCACGCCGCCGGUGCAGGAGAUGCCCGUCAAUUCUGUCAUAUCACACCCGCGGACAGGCGACACGGUCAAGCUCGACGCCUCGGGCAGGGUUGAGUGCCGUGGCUACGCGCUCCCGGGGGGCGACGGGGGUCCAGUCGUCAAGGUUGAGGUCAGUACUGACCGUGGCAAGACAUGGACACUGGCCGAGAUUGAGAACCACGGCGACGACAACAAGUGGACAUGGGUGUUUUGGAAGGCCUCGGUUGUGUUUGACAGGAAAAUGGGCGGCACAAUCCACAGCAGGGCGACGGACGCGCUGGGCAACACACAGCCGGAGGACCCGCCAUGGAAUCUGCGAGGCGUGUGCUACAACGGAUAUGGUGAAGCCAAGGAUCUCAAGUUCGCAUAGAAAAUGAGGGCCAUGGGAGCUGGGCAAAUUGAUCAAA
Molecule: messenger RNA, 1284 nt
Organism: Microdochium trichocladiopsis
Lineage: Eukaryota; Fungi; Ascomycota; Sordariomycetes; Xylariales; Microdochiaceae
Product: putative sulfite oxidase
Exons: 1
Coding region: 141-1247 (368 amino acids)
Cellular component (GO): mitochondrion
Molecular function (GO): molybdopterin cofactor binding; molybdenum ion binding; oxidoreductase activity
Source: RefSeq, a predicted model, not a curated record